UGGAACAAUUAAUGCAAAAACAUUAAAACGCAACUGUGCUACAAGAUGGAUCGAACGUUUUCAUUCAGUUCACGAUUUUAUCGAACUUUUGGAAUGUGUCGUUGAUUCCUUAGACACUAUUAGUAGUUGGGCCGAUGGUGAUACCUCAAGUCAAGCAAAUAAUUUAAAAAAUUCAAUCUUACAAGGAGAGUUUAUCAUAUCACUUUUGGUUUUAUCGAAAAUAUUUGCAGUUGGAUUGCCACUAUCUAAACAAUUCCAAAGCGUUGCCAUUGAUUUAAGAGAAGCUAUGAUAUUAGCUAAUGCGACACUGUCUGAAUUAAAAACAAUUCGAAGUAACAUUGAUGAAUAUUUUCAUGAAAUCUAUACAAAAGCAUCUGUUCUAGCUCAGGAGUUGUGUUUUUCAAUAUCAUUACCUCGAAUUGCACGUAAACAAAAAAACAGAGAUAACUAUUCAGUGAACACGCCUGAAGAAUAUUUUAAAAUAACAAUAUUCAUACCUUAUUUAGAAUUGUUUAUUAACGAAAUUGAAUCGAGAUUUAUUGAACAUCAGAAAACAUUAAAAGGAUUUCAAAACUUAUUUCCAAAAACGUCAGAAAUGACAACACUUGAAAAAGAUGAAUUUAUUAGUUUGAUAGAUUUUUAUAAUGAUGAUUUGGCAGAUAACAAUAAAGAUAUUUUGGUAUCUGAGUUAAAACUUUGGCGACGUAAAAUACUUGCACUAGAUAAACAACCUACAAAUGCUAUGGAUGCUUUAGUUAUCUGCAAUAACAUGUAUCCAAAUAUAUACAAAUUACUACAAAUUUUAGCAACACUACCUGUUUCAACAGCUUCAUCCGAAAGAUCUUUUUCAUCAUUAAAGAGAAUUAAGACGUACCUAAGGAAUACAAUGUCAGAGAAAAGAUUAAAUGGUUUGGCAAUGCUCUCCAUUCAUCGUUCAAUAUCAGUAGAUGCAAAGGAAGUGUUGGACGAAUUAUCUAUUAACAAACGUCGAGUGGAUUUUAUUUUAUGAAUUAUUAUAAUAAACUAAUAUAAAACUAUAAAAACUAUUUAUAAUUAAUACAAAUUUGAAACAAAAUAAAAAUAACGUACGUAAAAAACUAAUAA
Molecule: messenger RNA, 1104 nt
Organism: Metopolophium dirhodum (rose-grain aphid)
Lineage: Eukaryota; Metazoa; Arthropoda; Insecta; Hemiptera; Aphididae
Product: 52 kDa repressor of the inhibitor of the protein kinase-like
Exons: 2
Coding region: 287-1009 (240 amino acids)
Molecular function (GO): protein dimerization activity
Source: RefSeq, a predicted model, not a curated record